This is a messenger RNA of Phyllopteryx taeniolatus (common seadragon), 3076 nucleotides long. It is a transcript of the gene tram2, whose product is annotated as translocation associated membrane protein 2. Gene Ontology annotation, cellular component: endoplasmic reticulum membrane. NCBI's taxonomy places the organism in Eukaryota, Metazoa, Chordata, Actinopteri, Syngnathiformes, Syngnathidae. Gene Ontology annotation, biological process: protein insertion into ER membrane; SRP-dependent cotranslational protein targeting to membrane, translocation. Bases 84 to 1193 code for a protein of 369 amino acids. The record is from RefSeq and is a predicted model, not a curated record. The transcript has 11 exons.
AAAAAAAGUUCAACUGAACUUCGUAGUCAGAAAGGGGAGAAAGGUUUUGCGACAAUUGCAAACUUAAGUAGCAGUGACUUGCCAUGGCAUUUCGGCGCAGAAACAAGAGUUACCCUUUCUUCAGCCAGGAGUUUCUCAUCCAGAACCACGCCGACAUCGUCUUCAGUUUGGUGAUUUUGAUUUUGAUUGGAUUGAUGUUUGAGGCAACAGCAAAGACGGCCAUAUGGUUUAUCCAGCCCCAGUACAAUGUCACCACACUGAUACCAGAGGGAGAAGUGACAUUGUAUCAUUAUGGAUGGAAGGACUGCGCCACCAUCCUCUUCUACUUCUUUAUCGCCAUCAUACUUCACGCGGUGGUGCAGGAGUAUCUACUGGAUAAAAUCAACAGGCGACUCCAUCUGUCCAAGAGCAAGAACACCAAGUUCAACGAGUCGGGUCAACUUUGUGUGUUUCAUUUGGUGUCCAGUGUGUGGAGUUUCUACAUCCUCGUAACUGAAGGUUAUCUUCUGCAUCCCAGCAGACUUUGGGAAAACUAUCCACAUGCGCACCUAAGGUUCCAGGUGAAGUUUUUCUACCUCACUCAGCUGGCCUACUGGCUCCAUGCUUUUCCUGAACUCUACUUCCAGAAAGUGCGCAAGGAGGAGAUCCCACGACAGUUGCAGUACAUCGGCUUGUAUCUGCUGCACAUCUUGGCGGCGUAUGUGCUAAAUUUGAACCGUGUGGGUUUGGUGCUGCUCUUCCUCCAGUAUGUGUCUGAGCUGGGCUUCCACAUCGCCAGACUCUUCUACUUCACUGACGAGAACCACCAGAAAAUGUUUGACGUGUGGGCGGCCAGCUUCGUGAUUACUCGCAUGUCGACGCUCACGCUCAUGUUUCUCGCCGUCGGGUUCGGUUUGGCCCGCUGUGACAAUCAGGCGCUGGACUGGGAGAGCGGCAACUUUAACACGGUGCUCAUACGGGUGACUGUUCUUCUGCUGGUCUGUCUGACACAAUCUUGGCUCCUCUGGAAGUUUAUCCGCUUCCAGCUGAGACGCUGGAGGGAAUUCAGACAUGAGCAGGCCCUCCGCAAGAAGGCCGCCACCAAACAAUCCCUUCGGCCGAUGAAGCGAGACUCUCUUGGGCAUUAUGAAAACGGAGUCCUAAAAGCCGAGAACGGGACCUCUCCUCGGAUCAAGAAACUCAAGUCCCCCUAAGGAAACAAUCUGACUGAGUUGAGCGGUGGGUCCCGGUCCAAGCUGACAUCCGUGAAUACAACAGGGGGAGCUGGUGUAUCCUGGUCCAGUUCUAUCCCAACACGCUCCGGAGACUCUUGUGAUUACAGACUUAAGCUUGAAUGCUGGAAAAUCAAAUGCAAGGAAAUUCCUUGAGCCCAACAGAUAUUUACUCUCGUGUUUUUAUUUUUAUUUUUUUUCCCCCCCAUACAUCCGAUGACCUGCUUUCACACAUUAAGGUGCGCCAUCAAGUGCAAAAUGCCAGAAGUGUGCAAACACAGUAUGUAGCACGUUACUGUGUAGCAACUUUUCAAUGUGUUCAUGUAAUCCUCAUUACCAAGUACUGUAUUGCUCGUCCGAUUGCCGUUGAGCCAGCUUUCCUUCUUUUCCAGUCUGAGCUGUUGGAAGUAGCAAAAACGUUACUGACAAGAACAUGAUACAAGCUUACUGUAAGCCAGCAUUAAUGUUAGCACACAGACCCUUUCUGAAGUUUAUUUCCAUAAUUCCAUUCAAAAAGUUAAACUUUCAGAAAUUUAAGAUUCAGGGCCCACAAUUUCAACAAUUUCAAGCAUUUAUUUAUUUACUUUUUACAUAAUUUUGGCUUCAAGCUCAUAAAACCCACAAAAUCAGGAAUUCCAAAAAUUCGAAUACUGUGAAGAAAUCAUUUACUUAGGAAAUUAGGGUCACAUUAAAUCAAUCCAAAUAUGGUACUUUCAAAACAAUGUUGAUACUUGUUUGGGAAUCCUUCUGCUUUACUUCACUGCCUCAACACGCCGUGGCAUUGCCUGGGAGUUAUGGAAGCCUGUAUUUCUUCUUUGUUUUUGGGUCUGCUGCCCCUCAUUUUCCUCUUGAUAUAAUACCCCCUUAGAUUCUCAAUGGGGUUUAGAGCCGGCGAGUUGGCUGGCCAGUCAAGCACUGUGAUGGCAUGGGCAUCAAAACAGGUUUUGGUGCUUCUGGUGGUAUGGCUGGGGCCAGCUCCUGCUGGAAGAUGAAAUAUGCAUCUCCAUACAGAUGCUCAGCAGAGGGAAUCAUGAAGUCCUAGAAAACAUUCUGGUAGACUUCUGUGGAUAUUUCACACUGGCCCUCAAGCAGCUUGGGUUGUUCUUCAACAGUCUCGGACCUUGAUUCCCGAAUGAAAGGCACACUUUACUUUCAUCACAGAAGAGGACCACUGGCCAACAGUCCAAUCCUCCUCCUCCUUGGCCCAGCUGAGACACUUCCUACGUUGGCUCAGAAGUGGCUUGACCAGAGGAACUCGACAGUUGUAGCCCAUCUCUCGGAUGCGUCUGAAUGUGGUUUUUGAAGCUGUGACUCCCGCCUCAUUUCACUCUUUCUGGAGCAUGACACCUGGGGCAACCUGUGCGGGUGCUUUGAGUUUAGUAGUUUGUGACACUCCGUUUAAAACAUUAAUGGGCAGAUUUCAUCACAGUAUUAAAUUUUUUUGAAUUCCUGAUCUCAUGGGUUUUAUGAGCUGGAAGACCAAAUUAUGUAAAAAUAAACAAACACUUAAAUUGUUUAAAUUGAAUCUAUAAUCUAUGAAAGUUCAACUUUUUGAAUGGAAUUAUGGAAAUAUUGUUUUCCAUGAUAUUCUAGUUUUUUGGAAAGGGUCUGUACCUGUGUAAGGUAAUUUAAGGGCAGGGGGAGGGACUUUGGCUAACGAGUAAAAAAGUCACCAGAUUUCCUCCCAAGUACAUCAUGUCUCACAUUUGUCACUUCCAAGUUAAGCAUCAUGUUCUUCACCGCAUGUAAUUCCACAAAUUGUUCUUGUGUUCAAUGAUGAAUAAUGUAAUUUUCAUAAAAAAAUGGUACUCAUCUUUUUCUGUCACACAAAAAAGUGCCCAUAAAUGUUGUUUUAUGCCUGGCAA